UUUAUUUUAUUUUAUUAAGCUUAGGAGAAGAUUUUCAUUGUGUUUAUCCUGUAUGUGCCUUCUGCAGGGUGUAUUGCAUCUUUCUCCAAAGCAUGGAGUGCUGAGCACUUCUGGAAACAGGAGGUGGGACUAGCUGGGCUAUGCUAUCAUUUGUUGCCCGUCAUCAUGGCUCUCAUCACAUCUGUCAUCUGAUGGGUCUUUGGGAGUCUGUGCAAAGUAAGCUGGUGCCCAGUUUCAGAGAGGAAGGAUGAGGUGGAGCUUGGCUGUCUUCCAGCACUGACACCACUUCUAUGUCUGCCAUCACUAAGUGAUGGAAAUUUUGGUCAGAAGAACUCGUAGCUUCGAUCACAAUGCCCUUAACCAGAUUGAACUACUGGAUUCUUUUUUACUGCAGAAGAAAGAAGCGACAGAUAGCAGUGAAACUUCCCUCCUUUCUUUGUAUAUAAUACAAGUACUUUAGUUCUUCUAUAAAUAAUGUACCUUUCAUCCACUUGCAUUUGGAGAAAAAACUUUUUUCCAGGUUCACUUUUUUUUUUUUUUUUUUUUUAAUGACUAUAUGGAAGUGUUUCCAAUCCUUACUUUGGGGGUUUGGUCCCAUUAGGUGCACUGCAAAGCAGAAUGUAGUAGCAUAGGCUAACUUACUGUAUCAUUUGACAGAGAUUAAUUUAGCUCACAACAAAUUCUAUGAUGCCACAAUUGUGUCAGUACUUGAGAACACUCCUGUUUCUUGUAUGCCCAUUGAAGUUUAUUGCUAUAUUUAUGAAAUCCAUAUUUUGCAUUGAAGUUUAGUGUUGUGCCACUUUUUCAUUAGUUAUAUUUACUUGUUUUCAUUAUUUCUUUGUAAGAUUUGGUUGUAACAGCAUUUUAUAAUCUCUUUUUUUUUCCAUUAAAGAUUUUCAGUCUUGAUUUGGGAGGUAUAUCUGCUAUUGUGCUGAAUGGCUAUGAUGCAGUGAAAGAAUGCCUUGUCCACCAAAGCGAAAUUUUUGCAGACAGGCCAUCUCUUCCUUUGUUUAAGAAGCUGACAAACAUGGGAGGCUUACUGAACAGUAAAUAUGGCAGAGGAUGGACAGAACAUCGCAAAUUAGCUGUAAAUACCUUUCGAACUUUUGGAUAUGGUCAAAGGUCCUUUGAACACAAAAUUUCAGAAGAAUCUGUGUUUUUCCUUGAUGCCAUUGAUACCUACAAAGGCAGACCAUUUGAUCUUAAGCACUUGAUAACAAAUGCCGUUUCAAACAUUACUAAUUUGAUUAUUUUUGGAGAACGUUUUACAUAUGAAGAUACUGAAUUUCAGCACAUGAUUGAGAUUUUCAGUGAAAAUAUUGAAUUAGCUGCUAGCGCCUCUGUAUUUUUAUAUAAUGCUUUUCCUUGGAUUGGUAUCUUGCCAUUUGGGAAACACCAGCAGCUGUUUAAAAAUGCAGCAGAAGUCUAUGACUUUCUUCAUAAGCUUAUAGAACGAGUCUCUGAAAAUAGGAAACCUCAGUCACCUCGACAUUUUAUAGAUGCAUAUUUAGAUGAGAUGGAUUGCAACAAAAGUGAUCCAGAAUCUACAUAUUCAAGAGAAAACUUAAUUUUCUCUGUUGGAGAACUCAUCAUAGCUGGGACGGAAACCACAACAAAUGUUUUAAGAUGGGCAGUGUUAUUUAUGGCUCUUUAUCCAAACAUUCAAGGUAAGAACUUUGACGUUUUGAGAAACUGA
Meleagris gallopavo (turkey) is the source of this 1696-nucleotide messenger RNA. Lineage: Eukaryota; Metazoa; Chordata; Aves; Galliformes; Phasianidae. The record is from RefSeq and is a predicted model, not a curated record.